GGCUGGGCAAGCGGGCAUAAAACCCAGGCGCGCUGCACACACACAUAUAUAUAUGUAUGUAUAUAUAUAUAUAUAUUCUGGUACGGCGCCAGGGGGAUCUCUCUUUCGCGCGGGCAUUCGGCGGUUUCGUUUCGAGGUUGUCCGCGGCGGAGAUUGGGAGCACGAGACGCCCAAUUGUCGAAAAGCCAAUGGCCGCGUCCGGACACGCCGAAAUGGGACAGAGCUGCAUAUAGGCACAUCCCUUACAUACAUAUAUGCGCCUUAUAUACAUGUCUAUAUCUACUCCUACUUAACAUACACAGGAGGUAGGCAGGUAGUAUAUACAUGCCUCUAUAUAUGCAUAUAUAUAUGUAUGUAUGUAUAGAGGCAUGUAUGUAUGCAGAAUAUCGUAUGCCCACAGGCGAUGCACACCUCCUAGGCACCGAGGUAGGUAUGAUGAAUCUGCC
Messenger RNA from Durotheca rogersii, 446 nucleotides. RefSeq lists its product as uncharacterized. Bases 53 to 364 code for a protein of 103 amino acids. The record is from RefSeq and is a predicted model, not a curated record. NCBI's taxonomy places the organism in Eukaryota, Fungi, Ascomycota, Sordariomycetes, Xylariales, Xylariaceae. The transcript has a single exon.